Setaria italica (foxtail millet) is the source of this 939-nucleotide messenger RNA. Its product is annotated as oleosin 16 kDa. Gene Ontology annotation, biological process: lipid storage. Gene Ontology annotation, cellular component: monolayer-surrounded lipid storage body; membrane. Bases 73 to 573 code for a protein of 166 amino acids. The record is from RefSeq and is a predicted model, not a curated record. NCBI's taxonomy places the organism in Eukaryota, Viridiplantae, Streptophyta, Magnoliopsida, Poales, Poaceae. The transcript has a single exon.
GCGCCAUCCCCCGACACCGCCGAGCUGCCUCCGGCUCUCCUCCUCAAAGCCACGCGGCGCGAGAGAGCGAGCAUGGCGGAUCGGCAGCAGCACGCGCACGGGCACGGCGAGCGGCCGGGGCACCCGCCGCCGGACUCGCCAUCGUCGGCGACGCUGCUGCGGCGCGUGCAGACCCACGCGCCCAACUCGACGCAGGUGGUGGGCUUCCUGACGCUGCUCGUGUCCGGCGCCGUGCUCCUCCUCCUGACGGGGCUCACGCUGACGGGCGCCGUCGUGGCGCUCGUCUUCCUGGGCCCGAUCGCGCUGCUCACCAGCCCGAUCUGGGUGCCCGUCGCCGUCGCGGCCGCCGUCCUCGCCGCCGUCGCGCUCUCCGCCUGCGGCUUCGCCGUCGCGGCGCUCGCGGCGGGGACAUGGAUGUACCGCUACUUCACGGGGCGCCACCCCGUGGGCGCCGACCGGAUGGACUACGCGCGCAGCCGGAUCGCCGACACGGCCAGCCACGUCAAGGACUACGCGCGCGAGUACGGCGGGUACCUGCACGGCCGCUCCAAGGACGCCGCGCCAGGAGCAUAGGCGCGCGGCGGCGCCGGGCGUGCGUGUUGCUGGUAGCUAGGUCGUCGCCGUCUCUUUUUCAUGUUCAUCUCUUGCGUGCGUACUCCAAUCCAGUCUCCCCCUCCGUGCUGUCAAUUUUCUCUACUUUUUUGCUAGGACACGUUUAUCUUGGUAAUUUUAUCUUGCUUUUCUAGUACUCGUGUAAUUAGGCAAUUAGUUGAAUCAUAAGAGGACUCGUCAUGGCUGGCAGCCUGAUCAACUCCCUCCCUCGCGGAAUGCUUCUAUUGACGAUAUGAGGUUAUGGAUCGCGUCAUUAACAUAUGAUGAGCAACAUGUGACAUUAUGUAAAAAAACCGAAGGAGUGCGAAUAAACGCAGUGUCCUAUCA